AGCUGUGGUAAUGGUGAUGUCACUGCUGAGGAGUUUGCUGUUCUACUUCUCAUUCAAUGAAUUGACCACAGCAGCAGGAAUCCAAAGAUGACUUCAGCUACCAGCUUCCUGUUUGUUGCGAUCCAUUUAGCCUGUAUCAGAGCUGGAAAUUUCUCUGAGACAUUUGUCGAACUGGAGUGUAAAGAAGAAUACCAUGGGGUUUAUGGUCAGCAGUCAUUGCUAGAGUGUAUUGUCAAAGCUGUUCAGAACGUGACCAUCUUGACGGUGACCUGGAAGAGGGUGGGAGGUGAUGCAAUUUUGUUGGAAUACCAUAAACAUGAAAAUGCCUCAGCCCUUGGAUAUAAAUUUGCCAUGCCAUCCUGGAACAACAAGAAUAUGAAUGUGUCCUUGUUGUUGACUAAUACCAAGAUGGCCGACAAGGGGGUGUAUGAAUGCAUGGUGAGAACAGACAGUGGUGAUGCUACAGUUACAAUGAGCCUCAGUGUCACAGCUAUGUACAAAUCACCAACCAUGAGUUCCAGUCCUGAGAACUGCAUAAAACAGAACACAGAUGUGACCAUUUUCUGCAACACUACAGGUGGGCACCAGAAAGGGUUGAUCUGGUGGUUUGACGAGUUUGGCACGAACUGCACAGGCAGUGCUGAACUUGUGGCCAAAAAGACAGACGACACACUGUUUAGCCUCUCCAGUAAACUAACAGUUCUGAAGGCUACAUACAGUGGUUCCACAAACUACUCAUGCACAGUGCACAACACCAAUGGAGUCCAGGAGGGGAAGGCAUCAUUUGAGAUCCCGUUUGUAUGUUCAGCAGGUUCAAAAGAUGAUUUUGCUUCUGACUCCACUAUCCAUUGGCUUGCCCCAGUUGGGGUCAUAGGAUCUCUGAUCAUUGGACUCCUUGCUGCGCUGCUGAUAUUAAAGAGGCGCUCUGUCCAACGAGCUCGAAGGCAGUCCACCUUACCAUUAAUGAGGGACAGUGGCCACCCAACUGACAGGCACCACGAUGAUGAGGCGGAAGGAAAAGUUAUCCUUACUGUCUAAACAGUGACAGGACCAGCAUUCCAGUCUUUAGUAACUGAUUCGUUAACUGGCAGUCUCUGUAAGGGACUGUUUCCUUGACGAUCAAUAAGGGGCUUGUCACUAUCCUUUGGACUGUUUCCUGUUAAGUGUCCGAUGACAGUCACUUUGGCACUCAGGUCAUUCUAAUUGAGGCAUUUGUUUCUUCACAAUCUACUGAUGGCAGCCUUUAAAGUCUGUGGUUGAUUACAAAUGAUAUGUAACUGCCCUAUAUAUCAAUGUUUCUAUACA
Salvelinus sp. IW2-2015 is the source of this 1305-nucleotide messenger RNA. RefSeq names its product CD276 antigen. Gene Ontology annotation, biological process: T cell receptor signaling pathway; regulation of cytokine production. The record is from RefSeq and is a predicted model, not a curated record. Gene Ontology annotation, molecular function: signaling receptor binding. Gene Ontology annotation, cellular component: external side of plasma membrane. NCBI's taxonomy places the organism in Eukaryota, Metazoa, Chordata, Actinopteri, Salmoniformes, Salmonidae.